This is a messenger RNA of Leptopilina heterotoma, 1308 nucleotides long. RefSeq names its product chaperone protein DnaJ-like. The transcript has 2 exons. Lineage: Eukaryota; Metazoa; Arthropoda; Insecta; Hymenoptera; Figitidae. The record is from RefSeq and is a predicted model, not a curated record. The coding region runs from base 372 to 1085 and encodes 237 amino acids.
AUAUGUGACAUAUUUGAUUGUUUGCAUUCUUUGCAAUUAUUGCAAUUUAGUAGUUUUUAAUCAUCCUUUAUUGACAGUUCGUUUAAUUCUAUUCUACAGUAACAGUAUUAGUAAAAGUAACAGAAUUUUAAUUGUAACAUUCAGUACACCUUGUAAAAGUUCUCCCUUUUUAAGAGAGAACAACAAUAAUACAUUUUGAGGUUAGAAAACGGAGAUUUAUUUCUCUUUUGAAAAAUGCAGUUUUCAAGGAAAAUUCUUGAAUUAUUUGAAGAAAAGAAACGAGAAAUUUGCAUUAUUUGUGAAGGAUGAGAGGAUUUUUUGGGAUUUUUAAUAAUUACGUCGUAACCUUAAAGUGACCCAUUGGGUGAAAAAUGAAUAUUCCCAAUUUGAAGGCAAACAAAACUCCAAUAAUAUUGAUACGUGGCCUUGCAACAAUAUCAAAGACAACAAAAAAUCACUACGAUACAUUACAAGUAAAAACAAAUGCCACACAAGAGGAGAUAAAAUCAUCGUAUUAUGAAUUAUCGAAACAAUAUCAUCCGGAUGUAAAUAAAGAAGCGAAUGCGAAAGAAAAAUUUCGUGACAUUACCGAGGCAUACGAAAUACUUGGUAAUUAUAAAAUUCGUCGACAAUACGAUCGUGGUAUGGCGGCACGUGGUAUUCAUGUAUUUAAACACGCCGGAAGAUCAUCAUCAGCAGCAUCAACAUCGUCAUCAUCAGCAACAAUGGAUGUUGAUGAUGAUGAUGAUGAUAGGGAUAUUGAACAUAUGGCAUUUUAUAAAUCACGAAUGAGAAAUUAUCCAAAACCAAUUUAUUCGUCAAAUAAUAAUAAAAAAAUUUUCGAUUUUGAUUUAUGGACACGUGCACAUUAUGGCGAUUCAUUAAAACGAACGGUAGAUGAAAAUCAGCAAAGAGUCGACAGGAACGAAAAAGUUAUAACUAAGAAGAGCCAAUAUUUUAAAAAAGCAAAUGACAUUUCAGUGAUAUUUGGAAUGACAUUUAUUAUUGUUUGUGUAUGUGCAUUGUCAAUUAGUCAAAGAAAUUACGAUGAUCCAUUAGAGACAAAUUCUGAAGACGAUCAAUAACUGUAUAUAGAAAAUUUAGUUUUGAAAUUUAUUUUUUUUUUUUGUUAUAGUAUUGAAAUUAAAUUAAUUUUGUUGUUUUUAUUAUAUAACAAUUAUAAUUGUAAUUGAGACAAAAAAUUUGGAUUCUAACAAUUGCAAUUCCUAUGAUUCAGAAUUUUAAUUAAUAAUUAAAUUAUUUAUUUUAUUUAUUAUUUAUUAUCAAAUAUAAAUUUCAAUAGUUUUA